GCUUUUAAAAUGAGUAAAACAUCUUCAACCAACAACUCAGUGAUCCAACCUUACAGUUCACAGAGUGAACAGUCUUUAUCUGUGCGCCCAUCCAAUGUCAUCGAACCUAGUGUGGCCAAACGGAUCUGCUUUUAUAAGAGUGGAGAUCCUCAGUUUAAUGGAAUCAAAAUGGUUGUAAAUAGCCGCUCUUUCAGAUCAUUUGAUGCUCUGCUUGACAACUUGUCAAGAAAAGUUCCUCUGCCUUUUGGAGUAAGGAAUAUUACUACACCGAGGGGGAUGCACAAUGUCAACAAUCUGGAAGACCUUGAAGAUGGAAAAUCAUACAUUUGCUCCCAACAAAAAAAAAUCAAACCCAUUAAUUUGGAAGUGGCCAGAAGAAAGCCAUUGCCAUGGCAAAUUAGUAGGCCCAUCAGUGCUGGCCGUAGGGCUGUACAGUUAACUAAAGACAGCAAAGGAACUGUGUUCCAACGAGGUAGCACUAUACAACUCAGCACCCCUAAGAAGUUGCUCGUUUUCAAAAAUGGCAAUGCAAAAAUUCGGUGCACAGUUGUCUUGGGUAAGAAGAACACACAAAGUUUUGAGGCCUUUCUGGACCACAUCAGUGAAUUAAUGCAGUAUUCAGUGUUGAAAUUAUAUACUAUGGAUGGGAGAAAGGUUUCCAACCUUCAGGGUCUGCUAUUGUGUUCUGGAGCGGUUGUGGCUGCAGGGAGAGAACCCUUUAAGGCAGGGAAUUAUGAUCCUCGUAGGUAUUCAUUGCCUUCAAGACUGCCGGGAGUCUCCAGUCGUGUUCACCCCCAAACAAACCUCAAGUCAGAGAGCAGAAAAACUAUGAAAUGGAAGGUAGUAAUUUUCACCAGUGAUCAGCCAUCUUCAGGAACCAGCUCGCAAGUUUAUAUUACAUUAUAUGGGGAACAAGGCAAUUCAGGAGCUGUCUUUCUAUACGGGGAGGAGAAAAAAGUGUUUGAAAGAGGAAGCACAGAUACUUUCAUUAUUCACACGGAAGACUUGGGAGAUCUAUACAAAAUACGGAUAGGACAUAAUAAUUCUGGAGAAACCCCUGCCUGGCACUGCAAAGAGCUGCAAUUGCAGAAUCUUGUAACAGGAGAAAAAUACGAUUUCUCUGUUGAAAAGUGGCUGACGCAAACUCAAGAUGAAGGUGAAAUCAGUCAGGAACUUCCUGUUUUGCAUCAGGGGCAGCCCAUUCUUCCAGUGGCAAUGUACAAGGUGCAUGUAGUAACUGGUGAUCUCUGGAAUGCUGGGACAGAAGCUGAUGUGUACAUAGCAAUCUAUGGAGAAAAAGGUGACACAGGGUGCCGACAGCUGCAUAGGUCAAUGAAGUCUCAAAAACCUAUGAAAGGACAAACCGAUACAUUCUCACUUGAAGCUGUGCACCUUGGACAUUUAUGUAAAAUUGUUAUAGGACACAAUGGACUUGGCUCAGGAAAUGGUUGGUUUCUGGAGAAAAUUGUAGUCCAGGAUCCUAUCACAAACUCAGAUUAUAUCUUCCUAUGUUACAGAUGGCUAGAUCAAGGAGAAGAUGAUGGCAAAAUUGUCAGAGAACUUUAUGUCAUUGAUAAUUACACCAUUGCAAGGAAACAAGAACUAGAAAUCAAGAGAAAGAACAUGUGGGCAGCUGAGAAAUGGAAAUUUCAGAAAGGCAAUAUACUUCAGUUUUACAACAAGAUGACCCAUGGAUUUAUAUGUCUUAAACGAGAUGGAGUGGUGGAUGCCGUUGGUGACAAAAAAGACAAAUAUGGUCUUUUCGAGGUGGCAGUGAAGAAAGGAAGCCUCUGUGUUCUUAGAAGCCAUGCAAACCCCCACCUUGGACUUGCUCUCGCCCGUGGCUCAGUCACAGGGAUGAACUAUGGUGAUAACCACUGUGAACUGCAAGUUCAUGUUCAGCCUAAUCAUUGCACCAUUCUGGAAUCAUCCCAGAAUCCAGGGCAAAUGAUUUCUUUCAAUUCCCAAGGCAUGGUGGCCGAUGAUAACACAGGCUAUGCAGGGCUAACCAAGGAGUUUGUGGUCCACGUAAAGGGUAUAUUCCAGAACAGUGCCAUAAUUUUGCUUACUACAAGCUACUGCCAGUUUCUCUGCCUAAGAUCUGAUGGGAGCUGCAGCGGAGCAGGAAAUCAGGCUGAUGAUUCUUACUGGAAAGUUCAUAAAAUCAGCUCUGGGAUUUGUAUGUUUGAAAAUGCAAAACACCCAAGAAUGUAUCUGAGGAUCAAGGAUGGCCAGUGUAAUGGAACGGGCAUAGGAGAUGUGGACUGUCAUUUCAACGUACAAAAAAAUUUAGAAACUGGGUCUGUAAGUCUUGAAUCGGCACGAAACAGAGGAAUAUAUGUUGGUCUUCUGCCUAAUGGUGAGACCAAGCCAUUUGUUGAUACUGGAGAAAGCAACGUUUUGUUUUACCCACAAGUUGUCAAAUUUGGCAGAAAAAAGCCAAUGGGAACAUCUGCAACUCUUGCCCAGCAGGAAGAAUCUAAGCAGCAGUUUGCAGGACCCCAGAAUCUAGUAUCUGGAAGAGAACCAAAUUUUCUUCCUUCAGAGGAAAUGAUUACUAUUCAAAAUGAAAAGUCCCCUUUUCCUUCAGAGGAUAAAUGGAAAGUAUUCAUACUGACAGGAAAUUCAGGAACUCAAGCAAAUGUCACUCUCUGGAUAUAUGGAGACAAAGGUUCUGUUGGACCUAUUAUUCUUGGCAAGGACAACAGAGGACAACUGUUUCUACCAAGAACUGAAGAUGCAUUUCAGGUUGAAAUGAAAGAUAAUGGUAACAUUUACAAAAUCAGAAUAGGCCACGAUGGAUCAAGUCAACAUGCAGACUGGAUGUUGGAAAAGGUAACAUUACAACAUCUGAAAACUGGUAGAAUUUUGACGUUUCCAGCAAACAAAUUGCUGUCCUGGAAUGAAGGGAAUGGAAAUACUGUGUGUGAACUUUCUGUUGCAGAAAAUGGAAGAAGCCUUUAUCCAAUUGUGAAUUAUCAGGUUUACGUAUCUACUGGGCAUCUGGAACACGCAGAAACUGCUUCUUCCAUUUAUCUGUGCAUAUAUGGAGAAAGAGGAGAUUCUGGUUUGAGACUUCUUGCUAAAUCAGACCAACCUAUAAAAUUUCAGAGAGGAAUGAUUGACAUGUUUGAAAUACAAGCUGUGUCACUUGAAAAUCUACAGAAAGUGCUGCUGUGCUGCAAAAGUGAUAAUCAGUUGCAGGACUGGUACUGCGAGAAAAUAAUCAUCAGAGAAUCUGGGAAAAACUCGGAAAAUAUUUUCAUCUGUGAAAGAUGGCUGCCAUAUAUGUCUCAAGGAAUAAUCCAUUCAGAAGUAGAGCUCUUUGUCCAGGAAAUGCAAAUAAAUCAUCAUUCGAAAAUGGAAGAGAAAGAAAAUGGAGAAGAUUGGAAAAUCACUAUAGUCACUGGAGGUUUUGAAACAGCUGGCACAACAGCAACUGUGUCCCUUUAUGUUUACGGAGAUAACAAGGCUUUGGGUCCUCUUAUACUGGGAUCUGGAAAACACCAGCUGUUUAAUCCCAACAGUACAGAUACAUUCCAGAUUAACCUAAAAAAUAUUGGAGAACCAUAUAAAAUCCGAAUUGGUCAUGACAACAGUGGAGAAAAUCCCAGUUGGUACCUGAAUGAAAUUAGAUUUCAAAAGAUGAAUUUGCCAUCUGAGCAAGAAAUAUGUUUUCCUGUCAACUGCUGGUUAUCUGAAGACCAAGGAGAUGGAGACACAUGGAGAGAAAUACCAAUUAGGAGGCCUAAAAAAGAACGUUUACCAUUGGUAGUCUACAAGAUCAAUGUAUUCACUGGGACACAGCCAGGUGCAGAAACUAAUUCAAAUGUGUACAUCACUAUCUUUGGAAAUCAAGGAGAUUCUGGAAAACGGAAACUUCAGAAGUCAAGCACUAAUAAAGUCACAUUUCAAUGUGGUCAGACUGAUGUCUUCUCUGUGACGGCUGUAUCACUUGGAGUUCUGCAUAAAAUUGUCAUUGGCCAUGAUGGAAUUGGUCCAGGUAGUGGAUGGUUCCUCCAAAAGAUUGUUCUCAGAUUUCAGGAGGGAACAGAGAAUAAAGAAGAAGAAAUUGAAUUUCUUUGUAACAGAUGGUUAGAUGAGUACCAAGAUGAUGGGAAGACUGAAAGAGAGCUAAUUGCCAGAAAAAAUAACAAUGCUUCUAUAGCAUAUCCUAGAGGUCAGUGGAGAGUGGUGGUGAAAACAGAUCAUGAUUCUCCAGAGCCACAGACAUCUAAAAGAACCCUUGUGAUUUAUGGCUCAAAAGGCAAAAGUGAUGAUCUUCUCCUGUCUUCACAAAGUUUGGGAUACAUGUGUUUUCAACCUGGAGCCACUGAUGAAUUCAUUAUUGAAUCUGGAGAUGUUGGAGAUGUGUACAAGAUUCGGCUCAACUGUGAUGAUUUGGUAGACUUUGAGGGCUGGCAUUUGAAGUCUUUGCAAAUGAAAGAACUACAUGCUAAUCAAGAGGUGAACUUUGGCUGCAACUGCUGGUUCUCCGUUAGCCAAGAUAUGGUGAAGGAAUUUCCUGCAGUGAAUGAAAACCAGAAAACUUUAUCAGUGCAUAAAUAUAUGGUCUCUGUACACACUGGGGAUCUCUGGGGAUCUGAAACCUUUGCAAACAUUUAUAUAACAGUUUAUGGUGAACGAGGAGAUACAGGUGUACGGAAACUUCAAGAUUCCUUUAUUGAAGGAGAAAAAUUUCAAAGGAACAAGGUGGAUUCCUUUUUAAUAGAAGCAGUCUCCUUGAGCCAUUUAAAAAAGAUAGUUGUAGGACAUGAUGGAGAAGGCUAUGGUGCUGGAAUAUACUUAAAAAUGGUAACCAUUAAGAAAUCAGAAAAGUCUGACACAGAAUGGGUCUUUCCAUGUUGGAACUGGCUAGAUACACAUAUGGGAAUCUGUGACACUGUUUGUGAGAUUAAAACCAUAGGUAAAAGAAGGCUCUCUUCUUCAAGAUAUUCUCCAAUUAAUCAGCAGAUAUCAGGUUUAUGGAUAAUGGAUAUCACUGGAUCUGACAUAAAUGCUGAAACUGAUCCAAUGCAUUUUACUUUCAACUUUUAUGGAGAUAAAGGUCAUAAAAAGUUGGCAUUGCAACUUUUAGGAAAGACAACACAAAUCAAAGAUGAACUGACAAAUGUUGGAUCACUUUACAAGAUUCAGAUAUCCAGUGACUAUGCUCAACUAAAGGAGUCCUGGCAUAUGGACAUGUUGCAUAUGAAGCAUACAGAUACCAAACAAGAGAUGUGGUUAAAUUUUGAUUAUUGGUUUAAACCCAGUGAGGACAUCUGUGUUGAAUUACCAGCAUUUUUUGCAGACCAGGAUCCUUUGCCUGUUGUUGAGUAUUCUACCCAUGUAUAUACUGGAGACAGGAAGAAAGCUGACGCCAGUGGCGAUGCUUAUUUUUGUAUUUGUGGAGAUAGAGGUGACUCAGGAAAACGAUGGCUUAAUAAUUCUAAAACAGGACCAAUCACUUUUGGUAGAGGACAGAUGGAUGUUUACCAAAUCAAAGGAGUGUAUCUUGGGAAGCUGAAUCAAGUCAUUGUGGGGUUCAAAGGUUUGAACAAAGAUGAUUGGUUUCUAGAGAAGGUAGUAAUAGAAGAAAGAAAUUAUCCUUUUACUACAUAUACUUUUGUUCAUAAUACCUGGUUGCAUCAAAAGUCAAAAAAAGAUUUUACAGAAGUUACAAUCCCACUACAAGGCACGGAUGAAAGACUUGGAUACUAAAGAAGAAUUAGGCUUUCGCCCUUUAAACCGAUGGCUCUUUGAAGAAGACGCAUCAGAGACUGUGACGGAACUAGCAGCAGUCAGACCAAAUGAAGCUCCUCUCAAGGAAAUUACUUAUUCAAUCAGUGUUUAUACAGGAACAUUACCAGCAUCUGAAACAGAUGCAAAUAUCUUUAUUGCGCUAAUUGGAAAGAAUGGAGACUCUUACAAAAGGAAACUGAAGCAUUCAAAAUCAUGCCCACAGUUUGAAAAGGGUCAGAUAAGUACCUUUGCUAUCCAAGCAAUUGAUCUUGGGAUGUUAAGCUCAGUGUUGGUGGAACACAAUAACUCUGGUUAUGGAGCUGGAUGGUACCUUGACCAAAUCUUGAUACAAGAAUUGGAGAAGAGCGAUAGUCAAUAUGUAUUCUCAUGCCACCAAUGGUUGGACAGCGGUGUUGGUGAUGGAAAGAUGAAACGAGAACUGCAGCUUCUUGGAAAAACCAAUAAAGAAAGUCUGACAAAAGAUAUUCAUGGGACUUGGGAUGUCACUGUUAUAACUAGGGAAAUGUCAGACAAUUACGGGAACCCUAAAUUAAUUCUGACAGUAUGUGAUGACAAAGGUACAUCAUCUUCAGUCUUCAUUCCCAAAGGAUCAUUUAAGAGGGCUAAAACUUACCAUACAUCUUUGGAGCUAGAUAAGAAAUUUAAUAAGAUUUGCAAAAUUCGCUUGGAAGUAGAAGACUCUGACAGAGAAACAUGGCAUUGUCAUGAGGUAAAAUUUAAUUACGCAUUAUCAAAGGAAACUUUAGAAAUCCCUUGCUGCCGAGAUUUUCCAGAUAAUAAAGGAUGCACAGUAGCUGAAUUUCCCAUUCUUAUAACUGGCACCAGGUUUUUAACAGUUAAACAAUAUAUUCUGUAUAUCUCAACGGAUUCCGCCUCAAAGUCAGGUACAGACUCUGAUGUGUAUGUCACUUUAAAAGGGACAAUGGGAGACACAGGCCGGAGAAAAGUACUCAGAAAUGGGCAGGAAUGCUUUUCUGAAGGAAAGGUGGAUGUUUUUCCCAUAGAAGCAGUAGAUAUUGGAACUCUGAGUCAGCUUAUUGUGGAAAAAGGAAAAGGCUCUGCUUGGCACCUCCAGAAGGUUAUAGUGAAAGAACCACAAUGUGAAGGAAAAGAGACACUCUUUAUGACACAGACAUGGCUGAAAGACACAACUGAAAAGAAAAAAUAUGCCUCAGUAACUCUGAGUGCUACCGAAGUAUUGGAUAGGAGAAACACAACUGCCUCAUUAUUACAAAGCCAAAACAUGAAAUCAGAAGGUCUGUGGAAGAUAUUUUGCACUACAUGUCAUGAAGAUUCAUCAAAAGCAUUUGAAGAAUCUUGGGAAAACUUUACUAAACUGACUUGGGUGUUCUAUGGAAACAGUGGCAAAUCUGAACCAAUUUCCUUGACGAGUAAAACAGGAAUUCAAGCUGAUGACAAAUUAACAUUUGAUGUAUAUUUCCCAUCUGAUCUAGGAACGCUUUAUAAAGUGAAGAUUGGGAUUCAUCUCUUGGGAGAAAGCAUAUGGCAAUUGUUUCAUCACUGCAAAAUCCAGAACACUGUAACCCUUGAUACCUUUAGUCUCUCAUUACAUGAAACAUUUCCUCUUCUUAAUGGAGAUCAGUGGAUUGAGUUCCCUAUCGAAUGGCCAUUAAUGAAAGCCCUUUCUGUGAUUACCUAUGAUAUAAAAAUAUUCUGCAGUGAUAAUGUGAGCAAAAUAAACAUGGUGCCUAUCUCUCUGUCUGUAUAUGGAACCAAUGGAGUCACUGAAGACCGAAGACUUUUGUUGUCACCAUCAUCUACAAUUGAGAAAGGAGAAGUUGGGAUGUUAUUUACAGGUCAAACAGAUGCUGUGGAUUUGGGAAAAUUGCACAAAAUUGUCCUUCUCAUUGAAAAUACAUCAUCUUGCAAACUGGCAAUUAAAGCUUUGCACUUAAAGGAAAAUUUAAAGCAAGAGCCUGUGUACAUAUUUGAAGUGAACGAAACAUUCCAUCUGGACACUGAUAAAUCUGAAAUAAGGAGAGAAAUCCCCCUCUCUUUGGUUAAUAAAGAAGAUAAUGGACCAGAAAAUCUGACAGAACAUAUUAUUAAAGUGUACACUGGUGAUAAAAGAGGGGCAGGAACUGAUGCCAAUGUUCAUAUCAUUUUGUUUGGAGACAUGGAUACAUCUAAUUUAAUUCAGCUCAAAACCUCUCUUGAUCAUCGAGAUCCCUUUGAAAGAGGAAAGUCUGAUACAUUCAAAAUUAAGACAAAGAUAAUUGGAAGGCUGCAGAAGAUUGAAAUUGGACACGAUGGGAAAGGGUUUGCAAGUGGCUGGUUUCUUGAAAAGGUAGAAAUUACAGAUAUGUCUACAAAUGAACUCUACAGCUUUAGCUGUAACAGAUGGCUGGCUGAAGAUGAAAAUGAUGGAUGCACAGUAGUACAGCUUUACAUAUAAUUUUCUGAGAACCUGUUUGAAUCUGCUUCCCUCUUCACUUCAAGCUGAUCCAAUUUAUUUGUAUUUCCUUAUUAUGAAAGAGCUAUAAUUAUCAUGAAGCAAUAUCAAAACAAUUUAUCACAUUUUAAUAAUUCCAUUGAGAAUGACUCUAGGCAUUCUAAACACAUUUAUUCAGUUAUACAAUAAAAGAAAUUCAUUGUUCUGUAUGUCUUAGUAUCAUGAUACUUUCACAAUAUUUAAAAUUGGCAGGUUUUUUUUAAUAUAGGAAAAAGAAAAGGCAAGUAAUAUCAGUCGUGAGCAAGCUCAUAAUGAAAUCUUUUACUGGAAGUUUAUUUUUGUAUAAAUGAAAGUACUUUCUUGGUAACAUCAUACACGGGUAGCUUAUUCUAGUAGGCAAAAUGCGUUCAAAAUGGUUAUGGAGAAUUCUGUGGCAAGAUGUCAUAGAUAACUACAUGAAAUAUUUACCUUAUAAAGAACACUUUUGAAGCCAAAUCGUAGGAAGACUCACUGAACAGAACUGUGUAUUCUCAUCCUCAUUCCAAUGGUAACAGUACUUAUAUUGUGUGCAUAUUAGAGGGAAGGAGGGAGGGAUAAAUAUUUCUUUCUUAUGUCUAUAAAUAAUCUUAUUGUUGUGAAAAUGGCAUAUUUUGGGGGAAAUGUUAAGUUUAUAAUGAUAGUUAGAAGGAACUUAGAAGCUUUUAUACAAUCAUUUUAUCAAGAUACACUAUCCAAAUAACUAAAUAAUCAUAAACCAAUCAAAGGAAAAA
Protobothrops mucrosquamatus (brown spotted pit viper) is the source of this 8946-nucleotide messenger RNA. Its product is annotated as lipoxygenase homology domain-containing protein 1. Gene Ontology annotation, molecular function: protein binding. The record is from RefSeq and is a predicted model, not a curated record. NCBI's taxonomy places the organism in Eukaryota, Metazoa, Chordata, Lepidosauria, Squamata, Viperidae. Gene Ontology annotation, biological process: intracellular signal transduction.